Molecule: messenger RNA, 447 nt
Organism: Rotaria sordida
Lineage: Eukaryota; Metazoa; Rotifera; Eurotatoria; Philodinida; Philodinidae
Source: the annotation of a GenBank genome assembly
AUGUUAUCCAUAUUUUUAUCAAGUAAUAAUGAUAAUAAUUUCAAUACUACUGAUUUAUUGUAUUUUUUAUGUAAAGAAAAUGAAAUAGGAAAAAUUCGAAAUAAUUUAUCAUGUAUUGAUAAUAUAAAACAAAGAAGAUUAUUUUCAAAGAAUGAUUAUGAUUAUAUUGAAUGGCCAAUGGUAGGCAAUGAUCUUCUUGGUAAACGACAUAAAUUCUGUGAAGCUACCGAUUUAUAUAAAACUUAUGACAAUCAUCAUUUAGUAUCGAAAUUAUUAGCUGAAGUUAUUCAUUAUUGUUUAAAUGAGUAUCUAGUAAAUCAAAGUAAUAAUACUGAAAAUCUGGAAUAUCAAACUACUCGUAAACAAAUUGAAAUAAUUCAAGGAUGUUUUAGAGAAGAUAUUGAAAAACAAGAUGAUUUAACAUAUUUUAUAAAAGCUUAUUCAUGA